GCAGUGAAAGAUAUCGUCGAUAUAAUGCUGCCGAGAAAAGUUUUAGCUUUAUUAUUUAUUUCUAAGAUGGCUUUAUCACAGUCAGUGUACCCAACAACAGCAAUAUCAUAUUCAUCAAGUGCUGUGCCUACGAUACAGACCCUCCCAGUGUCACCAACCGUCGGUGCUGUACCAGCUACAGUCAGCCCCAUACCAGCUACAGUAACAGCUUUACCCAUGUCAAAACAGCCAGCAACAGUGACAGCAAUGCCAGUAACAGGCUCAUCAGCAAUAGUAUCACCUGUCACAUCUUCACCAGGUGUGAAAGUAACUACAAUGCCAGCUUCAACUUCAAAGUCACCUACGGUUUCAUUAACAUCUAUGUCACAUGUAUCUUCACCGUCUAUAAGUCCUGCAAUGAAAUUGACAGAACCUAAAGCCCAUUUCUUACCAACAUCUAUCCCUAAUCCAAAAGUAACAAUCCUUCCUUACGAUACGCCUGCAGCAGCAGAAUCGUCUUGUCUGAAUGAUCCAGUAAAGGUAAAUAUUAAACAUAACGGUCCUGCAUCACCGGUUAAAAGGAUCACAAUGGCGUGUACAGACGAUUUUAUCCUUCCGGAUGAAGACCCUCUGUGCCUUGAUAUUACGAAGAUUCCUCCACCAAUUCCUCUUCCGAAGAAGGUUAAUAAGGGAAACUUGAAUAAUCCGAUUGAUUUUGAAGGCUUGAUGGAUGGUUUUAUGAGUUGUUUGUAGAUAAAAUAAUCAGCAUCUUCCUCGCGUUGUCCCGGCAUUUUGCCACGGCUUAUCCCAAGAAUUGACGUAGACUAGUUUUUUACGAAAGCGACUGCCAUCUGACCUUCCAACCCAGAGGGUAAACUAGGCCUUAUCGGAAUUAGUGCGGUCUCCUCACGAUGUUUUUCCUUCACCGAAAAGCAACUGGUAAAUAUCAAAUGAUAUUUCGUACAUAGUUCCGAAAAACUCAUUGGUACGAGUCGGGGUUUGAACCCGCGACUACCAGCCACCAGUGCCAGCUAGACCAAUCAUGACGAGAGAAAAUUAUGAUGAUAAAUAUGAUUAUGAUAUGAUAAGGUAAUGACGAUAAUUAUAUAUAUUGACUAUUGACUUCAAUGGUUUUGAAUGGAAUCUAAUAUUUGUGUAAUAUUUAGAGUAAAGUAACACCCAAGUAGCUAAAUAUAUAAAAAAAGACUAAUAAAAUAAUACUGAAAAAAAUGUAUUAAUGUCGUUUUUUCUCAACAACCAAAAAGUUAUGUUCUAAUCUAAACAAACAUAUAUAUAUUAUUAUAUUAAUAAUUAUGUAUUGUAUAAGAGCUAUAGUCCGGCUAGCCACUUUUAUCAGCAGACAAGGGCUUCUGUCAGUUAAGUAAAAAUAAGAACAAAAAAACUAUACCUACUACUUACUCAUCCCUUUCUUAAGGGUAAAGAAUACUAGUACUAGCUUAAGACAAGGACAGUAUGAUUCUCUAUGUUUAAAUGAAACAGUCCCUGCAUGGAGACUGUAUAAAGGAGCCAAAUCUCUAUGUAUGAAAAGUGUCCAUCAAAAAACAGUAAUUAGGCGACGCCACCAUACACCGAAAUACUACCAAAAACAACCUACGUAAUUUGGUCGGGUUAUUUGUUGCCUUAUAUGGUUCAUGUUAUACUCAUGUCCCAGAGCCUAACUAGCACCACCGGAGAUUAGGAACUAUUAUUUAAAGCUUAACGCGGUCACUUUUACAACAAUUCUGCCAUAAGAGAUUGCGAUCCUUUCUAUACCAUCCAUAAGUCCCUGGCCAAAGUAUAGCCGGUCAAGCAACUUUGUCAGUAGAAUAAAGCGCGAAAUAAAAAAUUUCUAUGGCACGAUUUUUUUUUAAAUUUGCCGCUUUCUUCUACUAACGGAAAUGACUUGAAAGACCAUAAUCAUCAGCAACCGAACCGUAAGUAUAGUUGGUCAAGC
Messenger RNA from Cydia strobilella, 1933 nucleotides. RefSeq lists its product as uncharacterized. Lineage: Eukaryota; Metazoa; Arthropoda; Insecta; Lepidoptera; Tortricidae. The transcript is spliced from 3 exons. Bases 25 to 732 code for a protein of 235 amino acids. The record is from RefSeq and is a predicted model, not a curated record.